AUGAAACCUGACACAAGAAAGCCUAAAUCUAAAGAGUUUUUGUUUAUUUUCUUUGACUUGGAAACCCGUCAAGAUGAGUCUCUGCCCUCAGAUCCUGAGUCUAAAUUGCAUCAAGUGAACUUGUGUGUGUCACAACAGUUUUGUUAUCAGUGUAUUGAGGCUAAAUUUUGUAUGGCUUGUAAAAAUCGUACACGAGUGUUUAGUUCUGAACCAGUCACUCAGUUCAUGGACUAUGUGAUGCAAGUCCGUAGAAAUUUUAAAGAUGUAUGUGUUAUUGCACACAAUGGGCAGGGUUUUGAUUUCCAGUUUUUGCUCAAAUAUGUGUUGGAGGAUACAAAGUUUACUCCGAAACUUGUAAUGCGGGGAACUAAGGUCAUUUUGAUGGAGAUUGACAAUGUGAGGUUUGUUGAUUCACUUAGUUAUUUCCCUAUGCCUCUUGCUGCACUACCCAAAGCCUUUGACUUGCCCCCGGAAAAGAAGAAAGGCUAUUUCCCCCACCUCUUUAACACUCUUAAGAAUCAAAAUUAUGUGGGCUCUAUGCCACCAAAGGAGUUUUACUGCCCAGAAUCUAUGUUUGAAAAAUCAUAUAAAGAUUUUGAAAACUGGUAUAAUGAUCAGGUUGCAAACCACUUUACAUUUGACUUUAAGAAAGAAAUCCUCGAGUAUUGUAUGUCGGACGUUGAUAUCUUGGCCCAAGCUUGCUUAAAGUUCCGUUCAAUUUUUCUGCAAGAGUGUAAUGUUGACCCGUUUCUUGAAGCUGUAACCAUCGCCAGUGCAUGCAAUUUGGCCUUCCGUCGGAACUUUUUGAAGAAAAAUACCAUUGGCAUCGUUCCUAAAAACGGGUAUAGGCUUGCAGACGCUCAGUCGGCUAUUGCUUUACAGUGGCUAUCGUGGGAAGAGGAGAAACGUGGAGUUAGAAUUGAACACGCUGGUCGUGGAAAAGAAGUUAAGAUCAAUAAACUGAAAGUAGAUGGGUUUGACGGUCAGAAUAUUUACGAAUUUCAAGGAUGCUACUGGCACGGGUGCCCUAAAUGCUUUCCCUACGACCGUGAACUUGCUUUGAAAGAGGACCCCUCUGACUCACUCCACUUGCGGUAUGAACGGACCAAAUCAAAAAUAGCAAAGUUGGGUGAUAACGUUGUACAAAUGUGGGAAUGUGAAUUUAGACAGUUGAAAAAGACAGAAAACCUGAAACAUCUAGACAAGUUGCCGAUCCUCAACAAUUUACCCCUGAAUCCGAGGCAAGCAUUUUUUGGGGGCCGAACCGGGAAUACUAAAACGUAUCACAAAUGCUCCGAAGGGGAAACUAUUGAAUACGUUGAUGUAUGCUCUCUCUAUCCCUGGGUAUGUAAAUACGGCAAGUACCCUGUAGGCCAUCCAACAAUCUAUGUAGGAGACAAAGAGUGUAGACAGAGAGGUCUUAAUGUUGAGGGCCUAUUAAAGUGUAAAGUACUCCCACCACGCGAUCUUUACCAUCCUGUGCUCCCAGCUAAAAUGAAUGACAAGUUAAUGUUUGUUUUGUGUGCGACUUGUGGAGAUGGUCAGGUUCAAAGUGAUUGCGACCACGAAAGUGGUGACAGAGCACUAAUUGGGACCUGGACUAUGGACGAAGUUCGUAAAGCUGUAGAAAAGGGCUAUGUUGUACUUGAUAUGUAUGAACUUUGGGAGUAUAAGCUUACACUACUGCCCAAGCGAGAUUAA
Molecule: messenger RNA, 1701 nt
Organism: Macrosteles quadrilineatus (aster leafhopper)
Lineage: Eukaryota; Metazoa; Arthropoda; Insecta; Hemiptera; Cicadellidae
Exons: 2
Coding region: 1-1701 (566 amino acids)
Biological process (GO): DNA replication
Molecular function (GO): DNA binding; nucleotide binding; DNA-directed DNA polymerase activity
Source: RefSeq, a predicted model, not a curated record